Molecule: messenger RNA, 2730 nt
Organism: Wasmannia auropunctata (little fire ant)
Lineage: Eukaryota; Metazoa; Arthropoda; Insecta; Hymenoptera; Formicidae
Product: allatostatin-A receptor
Exons: 2
Coding region: 1-1104 (367 amino acids)
Biological process (GO): G protein-coupled receptor signaling pathway
Cellular component (GO): plasma membrane
Molecular function (GO): neuropeptide Y receptor activity
Source: RefSeq, a predicted model, not a curated record
AUGACGAGACAUUUCGAUAUUUCUGUUCCAGGCAACCUGAUGGUGAUUUUUGUGGUGACGUUCUCCCGACGAUUGCGCAGCAUCACAAAUUUCUUCCUGGCCAAUCUAGCGGUGGCGGACUUUUGCGUGGGCAUAUUCUGCGUCUACCAGACGCUCACCAACUACCUGAUGAACAGCUGGCAGCUGGGUGACUUCCUCUGCAAGGUGUACAUGUUCGUGCACGCGCUCUCGUACACCGCCAGCAUCCUGAUCCUCGUGGUGGUGUGCACCGAGCGUUACCUGGCGAUCGUCCAUCCAAUCAAAUGCCGAUCCAUGCUGACCAGGCGACGCCUCAGGAUGGUGGUAGGUGUUGUGUGGAUUUUGGCGGCCGUCUACGCCUCGCCGAGAUUUUUCUACGUCGAGACCAUCAAUAAUCAGCUCAACAACGGCGACGUCGACAUCAUCUGCAUAGCCAAUAUCAAGAAGCACAACAAAAACGUUCUGGACGUGGUGAAUCUCGUCCUGCUCUACCUCCUGCCGCUCUUUCUCAUGUGCUGCCUCUACACCAGGAUCGCCAUAGGCCUCUGGAGAAGCAGCGCGACCCUCGGUGGACCCGGCCUGGUCGCCAAGAGUAAAAACGGUAGAGUACACCACGUGCACACGUCCAGCAGAAACGUACUGAAGGCGCGACGCGGAGUUAUCAGAAUGUUGAUCGCGGUGGUGAUGAUGUUCGCCGUGUGCAACCUGCCUCAGCAGGCGCGCAUCCUCUGGCGACACUGGGGCCCGAACUACGAUAACACGUCGGACUUCAGCACUCUGCUGACCGUGUCGACCUUCCUCGUCUCGUAUAUGAACUCCUGCCUAAACCCGCUGCUGUACGCCUUCCUGUCGCGCAACUUUCGCAAGGGUAUGCGCGAGUUGCUGCAUUGCGGAGGGGCGAGGAACAACGGCGGCGCUCUGGCGAUGGUGUGCGCCAGCGUCGACCACAAUCGCCACGAGAACGGCGUCAGCGUCCAUCUCCCGCAGAGCUCGGUCGUUCGACUGAACUCUGUUGUUCAGGACAGCGCCGUCCUGUCCACCAAGCAGAUCAUCACUCGACACAACGUUUACGAGAGGAGAACUUAGUGAACGUCCGCCGUCCAGAUGCGACGGGAGUAGAUCGCGAAGCGAUUCUUUACAGGGUAUUCCAGGGACGGGAGAAGCUGGCAGAAUCCUUCUCAGGGAGGUGCGCGAGCGCCUGCGGGAUCUUUUUAGAGGAUCUAUUUUGACUCGUUAUAUAGUUUAUUUUAACGAGUAUGAACGAGAAGCGUUGCGUUGCUGCGCGCCUCGAGACUGUGAAUUUGGAUUAGCCGAAAACUUUGCAGAUAAUUAGAAUAGGAACGAAGUUUGGAGCAUCCUGUAUUAUAGCCCGGACAAGGCGCACGUUUCGUGAGGGGACGAACUAUCUCCUUUUCAACGUUUGAAAAACUCUUCGUAUUCGUCGUAUAGAGGAGCUGAUUUUCAACCUAUCCCGAAUUUUUCCAGUUUCAAAAUGAUUUUGAGAAUCUUGAUUACAGUAAAAUAGACUUUUUACAAAAUUCAAAUCUGAUUUACUUUGAAAAUCAGCUCUUCGAUCCUCGAAUCGCAAAUCGUGUCGUCUCAAAAGGCGCAGAACUCGCAGCUCAAUUUCUUAUACGUGACGCUAUAAUCUUACAAUCUCAAGUUAUGCUGACCACGAACAUUAUACAACGCAGGAAUUGCCGCGUUUCGGGAACAACAUACCUUGUUAGUGAUAGUUUUCAUUGGACAGAGAUAGAGAGAGAGAGAGAGAGAGAGAGAGAGAGAGAGAGAAGACAAGUUUCGGUUGCGGUCAAAUGAUGUCAGCAGCAUGCAACUUUGUCGGGGUGUAUGCAGCGCGUGUGUAAGCGACAAAGUUGAGUAUGGCGAGCUUAAUCGGAGCUUAUUCAAAGCAUAUUACGUACUUCUAUUUCCACUUCCAUUCUUUGUCCCUAGGCGCAUAAACAAUACAGACUGAAACUAUUGUGGAUUUCGUUCAUACUCGCUCAGUUAACGCAAAAUGGCAAGAAGGAAUUAUAUAAGGCAUGGUCGAUAUCUGUAUUUAUAGUCACGUUAGAACGUCGCAUAUUGAAUAAUUCGAAUUUAAAUAUCAUAAGAUUUUUGAUAAAAUAUAGAUUCUCUCUCAUUGACUUUAUGGUGUCUCAUUUAUCACGUGCCAAUGUCACGCUGACAUAAUUCUUUAGCAAAAUUGUGCUUUAAUUAUUUGAAAAUGUCUCUCAGUUCUCAAGUGAGAAAUCGUAAUUGCUAUCCGUCGCGAAAUUACUUCUCCAGCAAGAAGCUCGCCCGAAUUACCCACGCCAUUUAACAAAUUGGCAACCGUAAUUACUGACAAGUUGUCGAAAGUGCGUCGAAAGAAAGGGAGAAUCGAAUGAUACCUCUGUGAAUGUAUGUUAUGUAUAAGUUACUGGGGACUUAUUACAAAAUUAUAUUAAUGUCAAGUAAUUAUGAAAUAAAAAGAAGUGCAACUUUUAAAGUGUAAUUUUUUACACUACAUUUUUAUGAGAGGUUAAUUUUUGGGGAUUAAAUAUGAAUUAAAUGUAUACAUUUUUUUAUGGAUUAAAUAUGGAACACAUUAAAUACACUAAAUGUAUUUAAUAUAUUAGAGAUUUUGUAAUUUAUUUAUAAUUAUAGAAUAAACUCAUCACACCAGAUUAUGUAUUAAAAUCUGAAUGUAUUCAAGAUAUCAUUAUCAUU